UGGCAUACAUCUGACUGUGCGCGCGGCUCAGUGCACGCCCCAUUCCCUACCACACUCCAGUGAAGUCUCAGAAGCAACAACAACGACAGGCAGCCUCCGCCGCCAACAAGCAGCUAGUCAAGACGGGAAACUCCAAGAGCAAGGGCAACAUGAGCGAGCACGUUGACGCCGUAAAUGAAAUGGUGGGCAAGCAUGGCGUGGUGGUGUACUCUAAGUCGUACUGCCCUUUCUGCGCCAAGGCCAAGAAGGCGUUGAAUGACGUCGGGGCCAAGUACGAGCUUAUCGAGCUAGACCAGGUGGACAACGGCAGCGCCAUCCAGGACGCUCUCCAGUCUAUCACUGGCCAGCGCUCUGUGCCGAACGUCUUCAUCGGCGGAACGUCCAUCGGAGGGGGAGACGACACGGUCCGGCUGCAGAAGUCCGGGGAGUUGUUGACGAAGGUCACGGCCGUUGGCGCUGUCUAAGGCGGCGUCACUCGAAUGAAUUUUCCGGCGUAAAUUUUUGGCUGUUGUCUUGAGUACUCAUAAGUGUGUUCAAUCGCGCUAGGGUUACAAUUUCCACGCACUCAGCACUGCUGAGCUGCUGAGGUGGAGACGGGGGGUCGCUGCUGGUGUUGGUGUGCGGAUUGUUUUCGUUUUGGUUGAUAGGGCAGACGAAAAUGGCCUCGGCUGAUAACCAGCCCAUGGAUGGAUCAUUCAGAAGUUUUUUUAUUGACCUGCACAAGAGGUAGAAAUGCGCGCUUGAACGUCGGUGUGAUAUGAACCCAGACGGUGGCUUCUAAUCAGCGCGGGAGGCCUCUGCUGGUUAAUGUAUGGUCCUUGAUUGCAGGAGAACAGUUUUUGCAAGAGAUCGAGCCUAGAAGGCGGCUUCUAAACAGGGCAGGAGGCCUCUACUGGUCUGUGUAUGGUCUUUGAUUGUCGCAGAAGAAGAUGCAUCUCUGGGCUCCGCAAGCUACCGCCGUUGCUACCCACAGCUUCCCUGCUUCCAACGUCACCAAGAAGAGGUGUGUUUGCCCUGAUGAGACCCGGGAAGGAGCAACUCGGGAACUGUUGUGGACCCCCGGUCGCGGCGGUUAA
Molecule: messenger RNA, 1076 nt
Organism: Ectocarpus sp. CCAP 1310/34
Lineage: Eukaryota; Phaeophyceae; Ectocarpales; Ectocarpaceae
Source: the annotation of a GenBank genome assembly